Messenger RNA from Eremothecium cymbalariae DBVPG#7215, 2520 nucleotides. RefSeq names its product Zip1p (gene ZIP1). Lineage: Eukaryota; Fungi; Ascomycota; Saccharomycetes; Saccharomycetales; Saccharomycetaceae. The transcript has a single exon. The record is from RefSeq and is a predicted model, not a curated record. The coding region runs from base 1 to 2520 and encodes 839 amino acids.
AUGUCGAACUUCUUUAGAGAUAACAAUAUUGGGUUUAAGCCUCGUUCUAAUAUCUUUUCGAAGAUGAGGUCGAAAGAAUGCAGCAAGGAGAUUAGUGAGGAGAGUAGUGAUUCGUCGUUGUUGGAUAGUCAUUUUUUCCAGAGGACGGAUGGUGGUUUGAAGUUAUCGGGGACAUGUGGGUCUGUGACGGCGGGGAGCAAUAGUAGUAUAAUGAGUUGUGGACAGAAGAAUGGGGAUAUUAUUCAUGAGAGUACGCCAAAGCCUGCGGCCGUAUUGGGAGUAGAUCUGGGGCAGGAGGAGGAUGAGUUGGAGAUUACAGAGAUUCGGGAAGUGGUGAAGGAUGGGGUUGUUUCUGAAGGUAGUACAGGGUUUCGGCAGAGUCAUGAUGUGGGGGCAAUCAUUAAGCCUUCUGCAGCUGGAUCAGGUACUAGUGGUGAUACUUCUUCGAAUGAUGUUCUGUUAGAGGCAUUUACCAAUACCCAGAGGAUAUGUUCAAGUUUGAAGCAGGAAUUACAGAGACAGCAGACGAAAAACCAACAACAGAAGCAGGAGAUUGAUAUGUACAAACGGGAAAUAGAUAAAGUUAAGGAACGAUUGGGAAGCUACCAAAAUUUUUUAGAUGCAUUGGAGGAAAAAUCCAAAUGGCUGUUUGACCAAAAGAAGUCUGGUGAUAAGAAGAUUGAACAGUUGAAGCAAUUGUAUGACUCUAUGACGGCGAAAGUCAAGCAAUAUAACAAACAAUCAAGCGAAUUGAAAACUACAAUAGAGAACCUUAGAUCGUCUUAUUUGAGUCAACAGACCGAAAUAAAGGGUAGGGAUAUUGAAAUCGAUUAUUUAAAAAAUGAGUUGAACAAUUGUGCCGGACAGUUGAGUGAAGAAAAGAUCAAGAAUAGUGAUUUGAUACAGCAAUUGGGUUAUUUAAAGGAUGAAUUCAGAGUUAUUUCAACGGAUUUACUGCAGAAACAUGGGCAAAAUGUAACGCAAGUGUUUGGAGAUGUUACUGCCAAAAUUGAUCAAGUAGGGAAUGUGGUGACUAGUGGGAUUACACAGAAGGUGGAAGCUCUAAGUUCAACCAUUGAUUCUAAAUAUUUAGCACAGGCUAAUUUAAUAAGAGAAAAAAAUGACUUUGUUCUUUUGAAACUCUCAGAAAGUCUGGAAGAUUUCAAUAAAAAGUUGGUCUCCAAGUUCGACUCAGGAGUGACGACUUUGCUGAGCAAGUGGAAUCAGACGAACGAGCUGCACAAACACACUUCUACAACAAUCCAACAGGGGAAUGAGAAAUUUAAAUGCGUUCUAAAUGAUUCUUCUAAAAAAUAUCAAGAGCACUUCAUAGAGCUAAAGGACAGUAUCCAUGAAGAAGUUAAUAAGCUAGGCACAAGUCUGCAAAGUUUUGGUUCGCAAUUGAAGAAGAACGAGAAAUACGAAGAAAGACUUUCAGAACUUCAAACGCAGAUCCAUAAUGUCGUUUUGCAGAAGAGUGAGGUUGUAUCGCUGAUGAAAAGUAAGGAUACGGAAAUUGAGGACCUGAAUAACCAGAUAUUCAAGAAAAAUGAAAUGCUUGAGAGUUUAAAGGAUAACAGCGUUCUUCUAGAAAGAGAAGUUGCCGAGAGAAAGCAAGAAACUUCAAAGAAAGUAGAGGAGUAUCUAAGGCUAUCAGAAGAAUUGAAAUCUCAUCGGUCCACUUCUGAACAAAAGUUUGCAGCUCAACAUGAAGUUGUGAAAUUGCUGACUCAGGAAACUGAAUCAUUGAAGUUAAAAUUAGCUGGGUGUCAAGAAAGCCUAUCUGCAACAAAUAAAGAUAAACAAGAAACUCUCGAGAAGUCUCAAAAAUUACAAGAACAUUUGCAUAAGCUUAAUGUAGAUAUUGUUCAAUUGAAGGCUCACGAAUUGGAACUUGAAGAAGAAAAUCGUAAGUUAACUAACAAUAUUGAACUUAUUGAAUCCACUAAUAAAGAGGAGGACUAUGAAUUACGACAAUUGAAGGAACAAGUGAAGACUAUGGAUUUGGAAAGACGAGGAUUUGUUACUGAAAGAUUGGAUUAUCAAGAUAGAAUUGAGAUGUUAGAAAAACAGAUAAUGCAGCUAACGAAACAGCUAACGAAGAUUACCGAUUUAUCAGCAAAUUCUGUCAACCAAAUUCCUGAGCAACUUCCAAUGAAAUCUCAGCUGAAGGCACAGGAACAACAGCUGCCUCCACAACAGCAGCGGCAACGACACCAAAAACCGCAGCGGCAAGAAAAACUAGUAGAGACAAAAAAACUAGUAGAGACAAAGAAACAAGAAGCAGCCAACUCCGAUGAAUUCGAUUUAUCGAGCUCCAUAAAUGAUGAGUUGGAGUUAACUAAUCCAUCGCCAAUUCGAGUAACAUCGCUAACAACUAAGAGACGAGGAACAACAGUCAAGACGUCAGUGACGACUAAAAAAGGAAAUGUUCUAACUACCGGCGGUAGGAAAAAGUUAUUACUCUCUGAUGAUGACGAUGAAUUUGCACGUAAAAUAAGGAAGAAAAAGAGAUUCUAA